AUGGCUCCGGCGGCUGGUACGCUGAUGCUGAUAUGGUUGAAGAAGAAGAAGAAGAAGAAGAAGAAGAAGAGGAAGAAGAAGAAGAAGAGGAAGAAGAAGAAGAAGAAGAAGAAGAAGAAGAAGAAGAAGAAGGCGGCUUCUUCCGGGCCUCCUGGCGAGUCCUCCACGGAGCAGCCGCUGUACCUGGUGGUGGAGCACGGAGUCGAGGAUCCCACGCACUCCGUCCUCGAGGUCGCCGCCGGCGCCGCCCCCCACCCCCUGCUCUACGGCAAGCGCGGCAUGUCCUUCGCCGCAGUUGGGUCGCGGGACGGCCCCCGGAUCGUGGGUCUUGGCUUUGAUAGAACCUCCAUCUACGACCCCAAAACUUUCACGGAGGUUCUCGGGCCCCGUCUCCUCCGCCCUAUGAUGGACCCCGUCCUUAUCCCGCACGGCAGCGAGUUGUACGCGCUCUCUCGCUGCCCCGCCGUCGUUGGGGAGGCGGAGUUCAUGCCCUGGUUCUUCGUCUUUGACCUGAAUCUGCCUUACGUCGGUGGUGCCACCGGAUGGCGUGAGAUGCCGCCGCCGCCCGUCUUUCCGUGCCGCCUCAAUCCGCUGGAGUACCGCAACCCGCCAGAGAUUCGUGUUGCUUCUUAUGCCAUGGUCGGCUCCCACAUUGUGCUCUCUGUGCAGCAAGACAAGGGUACCUGUGCUUUCGAUGUGGACACCAAGAAGUGGGAGAUGGUGGACAGCAAGAACCUGCCUUUCAUUGGCCACGCUGUGCCCCUCGGUGACCACCGCUUUGUUGCAUGCUCCAAAGCAAGGGACGGUGCCGCUGCUGUGUUCUCCAUGGAGGUCGCAGGGAAGACGGAGCUGUCCAUUACUGAGUUGCUGGUGGAAUCGAAGGGCAUUGUUCCGGGACAUUUUUGGUGUGCCAUGGGGAUGGGCAGAUUCUCUUCUUUUGACGUUCGGUCUGUUGAUCCUGGUCCAGAGGGCAAGCUGGAGAAAGCGCGCAUUGUUCAUCGCACUUACUCUCAGGUGGAGGGAGAUGAUGCUAGGACAAAUUCGGUUGUCAUAGUUAAGCAGCAGAGGCAGAUUUACAAACUACAUGAUCGAUCCUGUCAUUUGGCUUAUCCUUUACCGGUUGUUGCUGCGUUAACCUUGUAAAGCAACAGACCCUUUCAUUCUUCCGACAUCUUUUUGGUGCUUUAGGACUUAGGUUGCUGCUGCUUCUCAAUUGGAAGCUCUAUUUGUUCUGCACCUUUAUAUUGUGUUCCUCAGUUGCAGUGUAACAUGUGAGUAAGUGUUCAUUGUUGUACAGUUAAAAUGGCAACCAUCAUACACUGUCAUAUGUUGCUCAUUUAUGAUUCAAACCAA
Messenger RNA from Sorghum bicolor (sorghum), 1353 nucleotides. RefSeq lists its product as uncharacterized. The record is from RefSeq and is a predicted model, not a curated record. Gene Ontology annotation, molecular function: protein binding. The transcript has 2 exons. Bases 1 to 1143 code for a protein of 380 amino acids. NCBI's taxonomy places the organism in Eukaryota, Viridiplantae, Streptophyta, Magnoliopsida, Poales, Poaceae.